Molecule: messenger RNA, 3588 nt
Organism: Cyclopterus lumpus (lumpfish)
Lineage: Eukaryota; Metazoa; Chordata; Actinopteri; Perciformes; Cyclopteridae
Gene: ano10b
Product: anoctamin 10b
Biological process (GO): chloride transmembrane transport
Cellular component (GO): plasma membrane
Molecular function (GO): chloride channel activity
Source: RefSeq, a predicted model, not a curated record
UGAGUAUAAACCAAACAACCCUCCACACCCUGCAGUCUCUGGAUGUUCCUCCGCAUUCCUUCCAUAAUCGCGCACACACACACACACACACACACACACACACAGAUAUAUAUCUAUAUACCCGCACAGAAAGCUGGGAGGAACCAGACACUGAGGCUGGGAGUUGGGAGGAGGGGUUUUGUGCCUGCUGUAGGACCAGAGACCAGAGAACCUCAUCAUCACCGCCCCCUACCAGUCCCAGCAUGAACAAGGCAGCCGGCGAUGAAGACGGCGGCGGCGGCGACAGUGAAACAGCCGAGCAGCCGGAGGUCAAGACUCCUGCGGGGGCGGCCCUGAGCAAACUGGGUGCUGCCACCAUUGGACCGGGCUGGACCAAAGUCAGUUGCCCCUGCUGCGUAUCGGAGCGGGUCGAGCCGUUGGUCCUGGUGAAGCUCGGAGAGAAGGUUCGCCCGGAGACGAAAAGGUGGCUCAUCCGAGUGAUUGGAACGCCUCAGAAAGAAGGAGGUGCUGCAUUGCUGGCCCACCCGGGUGAGGACGCCAGUGGUGACAUCAUCGUGCUCUCCGCCCCGCGCUGCACGUUACUUAAAGCCACGGAGGAGUUGGGUCUAUGUAAGACUUACCACAACGAGGAAAUGGAAGCCUUCUCCUACAACGACAGAGACAACUUUAAAAAUGCAGACAACAUGGAGGUGUUCCUGACCCUGGCGGAGCGGCAGCACAUCGUGAAGUAUGAGCUGGACGGUCUGCGGGCGCAAAGGGACCUGAGAGUACCCGGCCUGGCCGACAACUACACGCUGCAACACCGCGACAACAUCUGGCAGAAGCUCGGGGAGGCUGGUGUUAUUGUGGACACACUUCCCCUCCACAACCCGGACCAACUGAAGGAUCUCAGUGAGGCCUGGUAUUCUGGGAAUCAGCUGGCUCAGCCUCUGGAUUCAGUCAACGGGUAUUUUGGAAGCUCUGUGGCUUUCUACUUCAGCUUCCUUGAUUUCUACACCUGGUCUCUGCUCCCGCCAGCCAUACUGGGCCUGUCCAUCACAUACUUCUCAGGGGAGGUCCAGAAGGAGAUGAAUGAGUCCGUCUCGGGCUCGCUGGUCACAAGUGACGAGGACUCGGGGCUGGCGGUCAGCGGUCAGAUGGUCCAGGCGGUCUUCAGCAUGCUCUGGUCCACGGUGGUCAUGGAGCUGUGGAAGCGUCGGAGCUCCUCCCUGUCCUACCGCUGGGGGACCAUGCACCUCGCCGAGCGCUUCGCGGAGCCCCGGCCUGGCUUCCACGGCGACCUCGGGGUCAACCCUGUGACGGGUCGCGUGGAGCCGCUCUUUUCUGAAUGGCAGCGGGACUUGCGUAUGGCGCUGGUGUCAGUCCCAGUGGUGGGGCUCUUUCUAGGGUUGGUGAUUCUGGGCAUGCUGUGCUUCUACUGGGGGGAGGCCCAGGUGCAACAGCUCCACAGAGACUGGGACUCCCUGCUGUCUCAGACCCUGCUCUACAUGCCCUCGGUGCUUCACAUCGCCUACACAAAUGUGCUGGGGACCGUUUACAGGACGGUGGCCCGAUCCCUGACUGAAUACGAGAACCACAGGGAGGAGUCCUCCUUCGAGAACCAUCUGACGGCCAAAGUCUUGGUGUUCACCUUCUUCAACUGCUUUGCAGUGCUCUUCCACAUUGCCUUCUACAAGCAGGACGUGCCUUUGCUUCGCAAGCGCCUGGCGUCUCUGCUGAUAGUGACCCAGCUGUUGAACCAGGUGACAGAGGUGGUCAUACCCUUCCUGGUGGACCGGUUCAUCAGCGCCCCCAAUAGGACAGAGAGCGAAGACGACCCGCAGGAGGACAAAUUUCGGAACCAAAGCAACCUGCCUGUUUUCCCCGGCUUGUUUGCGGAGUACAUCGAGCUCCUGGUGCAGUUUGGGUACCUUAGUCUCUUCUCCUGCGUGUUUCCCCUGACGGCCGUGCUGCUGCUCCUCAACAACCUAACGGAGAUCCGAACGGACGCCUACAAGAUCUGCAAUCUCUUCCGGAAGCCCUUCUCCCCCCCCGCGGCCAACAUGCGCGUGUGGCAGGUCGCCUUCGAGAUCCUGAGUUUCGUCUCCGUCGUGUCCAACUGCUGGCUGCUGCUGCUGUCGCCGUGGUUGCAGAAGGUGUGCCAGGAGGGCGGGUUGAGCGGCACCAACCUCCUGCUGUUGGCGGUUCUGGUGGAGCACGUGCUGAUCUUUGUGAAGGUGGUGUUGACGGUGCUGAUACCCGAUGAACCGGGCUGGAUCCGAAAGAAGAGGGAGCAUAUUGAGUUCACGUCCAUGCAGGCCCUGAGAGAGCAGAAGCUGCACUGAGAGGCGUCUCGAUUGCGCGAGCUGCUGCUUGUGUUGUCCUGCGCAGCACUGCUUCCACGAGUAGACGGUACCGGGCCUCGGUGUUGUGUGGACCCACGUAGGAGAAGAGCCUUAGACCUUCAGCGGGCUCCCCAAAGCAUUCCGCUGUGCCCCAAACACUGCCCCUGUACCCGUUAGUGGUCCUGCUGCUCUCACGAGUUAUGGCGCUUCCGCAAUGUGCACCAUUUUUAAGAUGCACAUAUUACAUGUACACUGCAAGUGCCGUUGAAACAGCAGCUAAAGAGUGUUUUAUUUUAAAUAUUAGACUGCAAAUGGAAUGUAUUUAUUAUGUGUGCAGACACCCUCUAAAAAAAGACUUUGGUCUGAUAACGGAGGUUUUCACAGGGUUUGUCUAGUUUGAAUGAGGGCACUCUAAGGAUGUUAAAUCCCUUUGGCUACAGUACGUACAAUCAGUAGUCACAGUAGUAAGGGACGGAGUCUUUGAUGUUACCAUCAGAGUCCGAGGCAGAAACAAUACUUGACAAAGCUUUCUGUUUUUAGUUUUUUUGUCUGGAGUAGUGUUUUUGCUCGCACCACCUAGUGAUGAGCCAUAGUUAGUGUUCCAGAUUCAUAAUAAGAGGAGAGUAUCAUCUCGAGGAUACAAAGAUACAACUUUAUUUAUGCUGAGGGAAAUCGCUGUGUAGCAGUUGCAGUCUUUGAGACAAAAAGAAACAGAUCUAUCUCUUUAUAAGCUGCUUUACCGGUUCACUGUUCAACAUGCAGAGCAUUAAUAUACCACCAAAUAGCUAUUUGAUAUAGUGGCGUAACGACUCCACUAUAUCGUGCUGUAAUCCGAGCUUCUCCUUGCUUUAUUGCACAGUUGGGCCUCGCUUGCAUUUGGAGUGCAUGUUAGCACGUAGCGUAGCGCCCACCCUCUGGUAAACACUGUUAACUUCUUCAGCACUGUUAGAGCUGUUAAGCACCGUUAGAUGCGAGCUGCCAGCAUAUUGAGAGGCAAUAGAUGUGCUCUGCAUCUUCACUUUGGACACCUUUAAUUAUAAAACCUUAUAAUAAUGAAACCACAGAGAAUUAUCACCCACCUGAGCGUUACAGCAUCUCUGAGCUCAUCGUUUUGGUUUUUAUCUUUGCUGUUUUGAUCGACUCGCACUGCUCUCAUCAGUCAGAAUUCAGUUGUUUUCCCCCAAAAAACCCACUAAGAUAGAGGCUAGCUGGUGAACAUAAUUGAUAUUUUAGCAGCUGGGACCAUAUAUUUCCCUGAGGAGCA